Mangifera indica (mango) is the source of this 1907-nucleotide messenger RNA. Its product is annotated as probable serine/threonine-protein kinase PBL15. NCBI's taxonomy places the organism in Eukaryota, Viridiplantae, Streptophyta, Magnoliopsida, Sapindales, Anacardiaceae. The transcript is spliced from 8 exons. Gene Ontology annotation, biological process: protein phosphorylation. The record is from RefSeq and is a predicted model, not a curated record. Bases 544 to 1698 code for a protein of 384 amino acids. Gene Ontology annotation, molecular function: protein kinase activity; ATP binding.
UUCUCAUCUCUCUCUUUUACCUUCUCCUAUGAAUAAUACCUUCAUAUUUCUGCCUUCUCAAAAAUUUAAACAAUUUUAUUAUAACAUCUACUCUUCUGCAUCUACUACCGGUAGACCUAGCUUCUUUCAUUGCCCAUAUCUCCAUUGAUCAGCAAUUUAUAGAAAGGGAGUGGCUUGGAUUUUUUGAGGACGAUAAGAUGUUCUUCUAAGAUGGGGGCUUUCUAUAAGUGACAUUUUGAUAAGAUGAUAAACAUAGGACAGCCAAGUGGGGUACUCAGAAAGACAAAUGAGUUGUCUACUGAGUUGUUGUUUCCGAUUUCAGCUGAAUAUUCAACAUUACUGCCAAAUAUCUGAUUCCAUGUGGAUUCUUAAGAUCCGCAAGCUUUGUGUCUCUCAGUACAUGUGGGCACUAGAGAAGUAGUACUGAAAUGGCAGCAGCGUGUUGUUCGCAUAUUAAUGUGAACAAGAGAAAUUUCACUAAAAAAUAUCUUCUUCGACUGUAGUUUAGAGGCAUAGGUUCAAUGAUCAAGUUCUUGAAACCUUAUGUCGAAAUCGAUUGCAACUAUAGUUGGAGGUGCUACAGGAGCACUUGUUUUAAUGGCAAUAUUCGUCGGACUUGUGUGGUUCUGCAAGUCACAGUCUAAAAAUUCUUCAAACAAGAAUUCAGAGACGGGCUCCUCAGAUCCAUCUGCAUUUGUUGAGUGGAAUAGAGAGGCAGGACCCAGUUCAGCCAGAGACCAGCCUCAAUUUGGACCUGAUGGAGCAACGCAUUUCACAAUGGCAGAGUUGGGGCAAGCCACCAGGCACUUCAGUGAAAGUAGUCUCAUUGGCCAUGGAAGCUUCGGGCCAAUAUAUAAGGGCUUGCUUCGUGACACUGUGGUUGCCAUCAAAAGGCGCCCUGGUCCUCCUCGACAAGAAUUUGUUAGAGAGGUUAAUUACUUGUCAGAGAUUCGGCACCGGAAUUUGGUUACUCUUCUCGGUUAUUGUCAGGAGGGUGGAUCUCAAAUGUUGGUAUUUGAAUAUUUACCAAAUGGCAACAUGUGCAAUCAUUUAUAUGAUACUGGUCGAGAGUCAUCUACUAAACUGGAGUUCAAACAGAGGUUAUGCAUAGCUCUGGGGGCUGCUAAAGGUUUAUGCCAUUUGCAUAGUCUAAGACCUCCCUUGCUGCACAAGAACUUUAAAAUGGCGAAUGUAUUGGUUGAUGAGAACUUCAUUGCUAAAGUUGCUGAUGCUGGAGUCUCAACACUACUAGAAAAAAUACAAGAAGCAGCUCCAUCCCACAUGACUGAUGUCAAUGUUUUCAGAGAUCCAGAGCUAGAAGAACCAGGAGCCUUCAUGGAAACGAGUGACGUUUACAGCUUUGGGGUGUUUCUUUCUGAGCUUGUAACCGGACAUGAGGCUUCUCAUAUAGCCUCCUUAGGAUCUUAUGAAGCCAUAAUUGAAUGGGUCCGAUCAAGAUUGAGUUUAAAUGAUUUUGUGGACGGCCGACUGGUGGGAACUUUCACAACGGAUGGAAUGAGGGACUUGAUCAGGUUGACUCUUCAAUGCAUGAGCUCUCCUGGAAGAAAAAGACCCAGAAUGGAAAAGGUCAUGUUUGAGCUUCAACGGAUUCAUGAGAAAGAAAUGGCACUAACAACAGUAAUGGGCGAGGGAACUGCAACAAUAACUCUAGGAAGUGAGCUAUUUACUUCAAAAUGAAGCCACAUUUACAUGGUGCCUGUGUUUGAGCCAAGCUUAAGCAUAAAAACACCAGCAACAAUUUGAUUAUAAAUAUCAUUUUGUAAGAGUUAAUGGGUUCCUGUAAAGGGAUUAAAUAAUGAACAGAAACAAGCAGACCCCAUACAGAUCUUCUGAGUUUCAAGAGACAAGCAAAUUCAGUAGAAAGAUUUGGUCUUGAUUGCUCUUCA